GGGCAGGCGGGUGCUGACGGAGGAGGCGGAGCUGGGCCGGGCCGGGCCGGCUGGUGGCACCGGCACCGGAGCAGGUACGGCCGGGACAGUGCCCGGGGCACGUGGUGAAGAAAAAAGGAAUUCAGCAAAAACAUCUGCGCUGAAAGCAAUGGUGAUACCUGAGCAUCAUCUGUGUGAGAGGCAGCAGGAGUGAUGUUCUUGUUACUGCUUGGACUUCGCAAACAAAGUUCCUGAGCCGGCUGAUCUCUCCGACCAGCUUCCCACCAUGGAUCAGGACUACGAGAGACGUCUUCUACGCCAAAUCAACAUACAGAAUGAGAACACAAUGCCUUGUGUAGCAGAGAUGAGAAGAACCUUGACACCCUCCAAUUCUCCGAUGUCUUCUCCUAGUAAACAUGGUGACAGAUUCAUUCCCUCAAGAGCUGGGGCCAACUGGAGCAUCAACUUUCACAGAAUAAAUGAAAAUGAAAAAUCACCAAGCCAAAACAGAAAAGCAAAGGAUGCUACAUCAGACACUGGCAAAGAUGGCCUUGCCUACUCUGCCUUGCUGAAGAAUGAACUCUUGGGAGCAGGGAUUGAGAAGGUGCAGGACCCCCAAACAGAGGACAGGAGGUUGCAGCCAUCCACCCCAGAGAAGAAAUCUCUCUUCACUUACUCGCUCAGCACAAAACGCUCCAGCCCAGAUGAUGGCAAUGAGGUCUCACCCUAUUCCCUAUCUCCCGUCAGCAACAAAAGUCAGAAACUGCUAAGGUCACCUCGAAAACCAACUCGGAAAAUCUCCAAGAUACCUUUCAAAGUACUGGAUGCCCCAGAGCUGCAGGAUGACUUCUACCUGAACCUGGUGGACUGGUCCUCUCUUAACGUCCUCAGUGUUGGCCUUGGGACUUGUGUUUACCUGUGGAGCGCUUGUACAAGUCAGGUGACCCGGCUGUGUGACCUCUCUGUGGAGGGCGAUUCUGUGACAUCCGUGGGCUGGUCAGAGCGGGGAAACUUGGUGGCCGUUGGUACUCACAAGGGCUUUGUACAGAUCUGGGAUGCAGCUGCAGGAAAGAAGCUCUCCAUGCUGGAGGGACACACAGCCAGAGUUGGUGCCUUGGCGUGGAAUGCAGACCAGCUCUCGUCCGGGAGCCGGGACAGGAUGAUCCUGCAGCGGGACAUCCGCACCCCACCCCUGCAGUCUGAGCGGCGGCUCCAGGGACACAGGCAGGAGGUCUGUGGGCUCAAAUGGUCCACAGACCACCAGCUCCUGGCCUCUGGAGGGAACGAUAAUAAGCUCCUUGUCUGGAAUCACUCCAGCCUGAGUCCUGUGCAACAAUACACAGAGCACCUGGCAGCAGUCAAAGCCAUUGCCUGGUCCCCACACCAGCAUGGGCUUCUGGCCUCGGGUGGGGGCACAGCCGACCGCUGCAUCCGCUUCUGGAACACGCUCACGGGGCAGCCCCUGCAGUGCAUCGACACUGGGUCCCAGGUGUGCAACCUGGCCUGGUCCAAACACGCCAACGAGCUGGUGAGCACCCACGGAUACUCCCAGAACCAGAUCCUCGUCUGGAAGUACCCCUCAUUAACUCAAGUAGCAAAGCUCACAGGGCACUCUUACCGAGUCCUGUAUCUGGCAAUGUCCCCUGAUGGGGAGGCCAUUGUCACAGGAGCUGGAGAUGAAACCUUGCGCUUCUGGAACGUCUUCAGCAAAACUCGCUCCACGAAGGAGUCUGUAUCUGUGCUCAACCUCUUCACCAGGAUACGAUAAACCCCAUCCCUGUGCCCCAGAAACCUACAGCCUGACAUUCCAGGAUCAGACCACUCCCUCGGCCUGCAUGGACCCCCGGAGCCCAGCCAAGGGGAGGGAGAGCCGUGGGACUGGAGGAGGACCCAGCUCAUUAAAUAUGUGCUUGUGAUCCACAGGCUGGGCAAUAUUUGGUAUGGGGUGGGGAGGGGAGGGAACUGCCAAAGGUUUUUGGAUUCACCGUUCAUAAAGGGAAACGGGUACAAGAGAAAUGUUAACCCAGCAUCCUCCAACCAUCGGGAUGGUACUGGGGAGGACUCGUGUGACAUGGACCAUUGACACUGGACCGAGGCCAUCUCCACUGCCAUGCUGUGCCUCCUGCGAGAGAGGAGCAUAUCCUUGCUGCUGUGGGAAGGGGUACCACGUGCUGCUCUGUGUCCUAGAGCGACAGCUCUGGAAGCAGGAACCAGCCAGACUGGUCCGGUACAGCUGGUGUGAGGGGCAUAGCUCCAGGCUGGGCAUCUAAGGGCUUUGUUCAUUGCCUGGCAUCCCCAUUCCAGGAAGAAACUGGAGAACUGCCUAUUUUCCUUUUUUUUUCUUUAUUUUUCCCCCCAGACAGGUACUGUAGUACUUGACAUGAUCAUUCCAUAAGACAGUUUGAUUUUUUUGGCAUGCUUGACAGCUGCCUCUGAACAAAUACACUUUGGGGCUCUAGACUUUGGAGGAGACUUGAAAAAGCUUCACCUCUAAGGGAGCAGAUUCGGGAAGUUCUGCAGUUGCUGUUUCGUAUUCUGGGCUGAUCCUGGGAGUUACAAGAGAGGAGAAGCAAGGACUUUAUAAAAAAGAAAUCCGCCCAACCACCUGUACAAGCUUCCUUUGGUGCCACAGGGUGGGUGCCUUGCUGUGGAGUCUCCCUGAGGCCAAAAGCAGUUGGGAUGGAUUUGAGAAAAAAAAUCCUGAAGAUUUUUGGGAUGGGCAGGGCCUCUUCUGGCUGGAAGAGGAAUUCUGGCUGGAAGCAAGGCUGCAGCGUUGCUUUUUUGUUAUCUUCAAUUCCCAGACAGGGCCCUGCUGUUGAGUUUUGAUGUGUGGUUUGGGGUUUUUAGAUUGUGUGGGACAAGAGUUCUGACUGGUGUUGGAGCCCCAUGGGAUGUAACACAAAUGCUCUGUGUGUGUGUGUAGUGCUUUUGAUUUAAGAGAAGCUGUGAGGCUGCACAGCCUGUUCCAUCUGACCUGUGCCUGCCCUGCCCAGGCCCUGCUUGCCUCCUGCCGUCUCCCAGCGUUGCUUCCUGUUCCCACAUGGAAUUCCCUGGCUGUGUAUAUAGACUUGUCCUCUCUGUAGACUGCAUAGGUAAUGCUUUCUCUUUUUUUUUCCUUUGUUUUGUCUCCUCCCCCUUCUUUCCCUGAAACGUGAUGGUAGGAAUAUGAUUCCCCAGUAGCCCCAGUAUCCUUAGGGGCAGCCAAGGUGUGAGAAGGCCAAUACAGCCUUGACCACGUGUGCCAUCACACAGUGCCUGGAUCAGGCUGGUGGUGCUGCGCCUAUGUGGCACAUACUGGGAGUCACGGGUGAGGAGCUGGUGUGCUGAGAGCCCCCGGCAGCCCCCUGAAUCUCCCAGGCCCACAGGCCACUUUGUCAUCUCACAGUCUCACUUGCCACAAAAAAAUGGGAUUUCUAUGAAGUUUCUGAAACACUGUUCUAGCACAGCUGCUUUGUGUAGCUCUGGCUGGGGAUGUGAGGCAUGGUUUGAGGUCAUGCCCCCGCCCAGCUUGUGUUGUUUGUUCCACUUGUGGGCACUGUUCCACAUCACUGUUGGUUGGGAGCACCCCAGAGCACCCAGGAUGUUUUAAAUUGAGUUGGAUCAUUAAGUUGGGGAAUGGGUUUGAAGCAAAGGGUCACCUGAAACAAAAGGUGGUUGUUGUGGGUGUCAUCACCUGGGGAAAGGGCUAUUCAGGGUGGCUGGGGAGGCUGGUGGCUGUGUUGUGGAUUUUCCUGUUGUGGAUUGCCUCCUGCUCAAUAACACUGCUUUCUCUGGGUAGGUGUAGUUGCUUGGGUUGGGGGGCACGCAGGAGAUCUCAGCCCAUUCUGGAGCAGGAGGGAGCCAGGCACCCAGCUGGAGUGCAGGAUGAGUGUGGUGAUGAUUGGACUCCCAGUGCCCUGGAGCUCCACAGGAGUGGAUUUGCCUCUCACCCUGUGAUGCGGGAACUUCCUCAAAGAGUUCCAGAAGCUUCUGGGGCAGUGGUAGUGCUGUAGGGUGGGCAGUGCCAGGUGGGCCCUGCAGACACUGCCCUGUGCUCCCAGCUGCAGAGCAGGGAUAGCUCCUCAUUGUUCUCUUCCCCACCAUUGUCCCCUCUUGCCAAGGACUUUACCUAACUACAUCUUGGGUCUACAUCUCGCUUUUUUGUCUGCCUUGGGAGCAGGUUGGCUCGUGGUGGCUUCUUUUACUGCACUUGGCGGGGAGGCUGGUGAUUCCCAGGCCAGGGUUAGUGAUUCCUAGGCCAGGGCUGUUCUGUGGCCACACGCGUUGGUGACAGAACAGGCUACUCACCCUGACAUGGCUGUCAGAGCCCAGUACAGCCACCUGCUCUGCCCCGCUCCCAGCUGCCAGGCAGGAGCUCCCAGUUGUAUCCGUGUGGAGAUGGGUGUGUGCAAGUGUUUCAGGGUGAUAUUGUCACUGUCACCUGCUGCUCAAGAGGGAAAAGGGCAGAGCUGAGGUGGUGUGUCAGUGUGUGUGACCCGUGGGCACUGGCUUGGGCACAAGGUCCUCCCAGAGCUGCGUGACAGCAUCAUUGUAUCCCAGAUGUCAUGUGAUGGAAAACAAACAUGGAGCACGCUGUAAUUUUUUCAUGUAAAGCAAUUGAACUGGCAUUAAACAGGUUGUGAAUUUA
Molecule: messenger RNA, 4606 nt
Organism: Catharus ustulatus (Swainson's thrush)
Lineage: Eukaryota; Metazoa; Chordata; Aves; Passeriformes; Turdidae
Gene: FZR1
Product: fizzy and cell division cycle 20 related 1
Exons: 15
Coding region: 266-1747 (493 amino acids)
Biological process (GO): positive regulation of anaphase-promoting complex-dependent catabolic process; positive regulation of ubiquitin protein ligase activity; anaphase-promoting complex-dependent catabolic process
Cellular component (GO): anaphase-promoting complex
Molecular function (GO): protein binding; ubiquitin ligase activator activity; anaphase-promoting complex binding
Source: RefSeq, a predicted model, not a curated record